AUGUCUAUGUCCAACGAUGACUGCCAGAAGACCCGCGAGGGCUUCCCCAGGCCUUUUCCCAACACACCCUCCAACGUUCUGGAACAGCUCAAAGUCACGGGCAAGGUAAUUGUCGUUACAGGCGCCGCGGAUGGUAUUGGAUAUGCCGUUUCCGAGGCGAUGGCUGAAGCCGGAGGCAAUGUUGCGUUGUGGUACAACUCAAAUGAUGCAGCGGUUCAGAAGUCGAAAGAUCUCGCGAGCACUCAUAAUGUGAAGACAUCAGCAUACAAGGUCGACGUUUCGGAUUCCAACCAGGUCCAAGAAACCAUCGCCAAAGUUCUGCAAGAUUUUGGCAAGAUCGAUGUUUUCAUCGCAAAUGCUGGAAUGGCCAUCUCCAAGCCUAUCCUCGAACAGACUCUCGAUGAGUACAGGAAACAGAUGUCGGUCAACGUUGACGGAAUCGUGUACUGCUCAAAGUAUGCCGGUGAAGUCUUCCACCGCCAGGGCUUCGGCAACCUCAUCAUCACAUCCAGCAUGAGCGGCCACAUCGUCAACGUGCCCGUCGAUCAGCCCGUGUACAACGCCACCAAGGCGUACGUGACGCAUUUCGGAAAGUCUCUUGCCCGCGAAUGGCGCGAGUUUGCGAGGGUCAACAUUGUCUCCCCGGGUUUCUUCGACACUAAGAUGGGCGCUGGUCCGUUGGCGCUGCAAGAAGCCUACCGCAUGGCGGCGUUGGGAAGACAAGGCCACACGAAGGAGAUCAAGGGCCUGUAUCUGUACUUGGCUAGUGACGCGUCCACGUACAUGACAGGUAGCGAUGUCAUCAUUGACGGAGGUUAUGUUUUGCCCUAA
Colletotrichum chrysophilum is the source of this 831-nucleotide messenger RNA. RefSeq lists its product as uncharacterized. The record is from RefSeq and is a predicted model, not a curated record. Gene Ontology annotation, cellular component: intracellular anatomical structure. Gene Ontology annotation, molecular function: oxidoreductase activity, acting on NAD(P)H, oxygen as acceptor. Lineage: Eukaryota; Fungi; Ascomycota; Sordariomycetes; Glomerellales; Glomerellaceae. The coding region runs from base 1 to 831 and encodes 276 amino acids. The transcript has 5 exons.